CAGCAUACACCUUCCAAGAAAAGAAACAAAGAAAUCCAAACUCUCUGGACAGCGGCUGAUUGUUUCUUUAGGGGAAGGUGUCAUGUCUAGUAACAAACAUGGCCGCUGUUCCCCUCUUCCUUCCUCCUCUAGCAACCUCUCAAAAACUCCUUUUUUUUUACAUCUCCAUUUUCUUCCUCAUUUUUCUAUCUAAUACACCAUUUUCUUUCUCCAUUUCAGAGGAUGAGGCAUUGAUCAAGUUCAAAGAAUCUUUAAAAAAUACAACAGCUUUAGAUUCAACUUGGCAUAAGGGAUCAAAUCCUUGUGACAAGAACAAGAAAUGGACUCGUGUUCAAUGCGAAGGGAACGCGGUCGAAGGCCUUCUUUUAGGUGAAGCUGGCCUUUCAGGGGAAAUUGAUGUUGAUCCAUUGAUUGCACUUCCAGGCCUGAGAGUUCUUGAACUUGCAAAUAAUUCAUUUUCCGGAACAAUUCCUGAAUUUUUCUUGCUUGGUGCUCUUAAAUCUAUUUAUAUAGAUGGAAACCAGUUUUCAGGAGAAAUUCCUAAAGAUUUCUUCUCUAAAAUGGGAUCUCUUAAAAAAGUUUGGUUUUCAAGAAACAAAUUUUCAGGGCCAAUUCCUGAAUCUUUGGCCAACUUGAAAUAUUUGAUGGAACUUCAUCUUGAAAGUAAUGAAUUUUCAGGUCCUAUUCCAUCAUUUUCACAGGCAAGUUUAGCAUCUAUUGAUCUGUCAAACAAUAAAUUACAAGGUGAAAUUCCUCAAAGCAUGUCAAAAUUUGGUUCAGAUUCCUUUAAAGGGAAUAAUGAAUUAUGUGGGAAACAAUUAGGGAAAGAAUGCAACAAGGAAAAAGAGAACAAUACUUUUCAAAAAGCACCAAUGUCCAAACUGAAAUGGAUAAUUCUUGGUUUAGUAGUUGGUCUUCUGUUGAUAACGAUUCUCUUUAAGGCCAAGCGCAAGGAAGAUCAUUUCGACAAGCUUGGAAAAGAGAAUCUUGACGAGGGGUUGCACGUUUCAAGCUCGAAUAGGAAGAGCAUGAGCAUUCGUAGUGAGGGAGGUGAUUCGGUGCAUGGAUCAUCGCGAAGGGGAGCUGGAUCGCAGAGGGGUAAGGCCAUGGGCGAUCUCGUGUUGGUAAACGAGGAAAAGGGUACGUUCGGAUUGCCUGAUUUGAUGAAGGCAGCUGCUGAAGUCCUUGGAAACGGCGUGUUAGGAUCAGCUUAUAAGGCAAAAAUGGUUAAUGGACUGUCUGUUGUGGUGAAGAGGUUAAGAGAGAUGAAUAAAAUGAAUAGAGAUGUCUUUGAUACAGAGAUCAGGAAAAUUAGCAAGUUAAGGCAUAGGAAUAUAUUGCAGUUAUUGGCAUAUCAUUACAGAAAAGAGGAGAAGUUGUUGGUAUCUGAAUAUGUUCCUAAAGGCAGCCUAUUGUAUCUAUUACAUGGUGAUCGAGGGAUAUCACACGCUGAGCUAAAUUGGCCAACGCGCCUAAAAAUCAUCCAAGGAGUUGCAAGUGGAAUGAGUUUUCUUCAUUCUGAAUUUGCAUCAUAUGUGGUGCCUCAUGGAAACCUCAAGUCAAGCAACAUUCUACUAACUGAAAAAUAUGAACCACUUCUCUCAGAUUACGCCUUUUAUCCGCUAAUCAACAACACACAAACCGUUCAAUGCCUUUUCGCUUAUAAAUCCCCAGAAGCCAUACAAAACGAACAAAUCUCUCCAAAAAGUGAUGUCUAUUGUCUUGGAAUCAUAAUACUCGAGAUCCUUACAGGCAAAUUCCCUUCACAGUAUCUCAACAAUCAAAAGGGUGGAACCGACGUUGUUCAAUGGGUGCAAUCGGCAAUAGCUGAGAAUAGAGAAUCAGAAUUGAUUGACCAAGAGAUAGCAAAUGCAACAGAUUCCAUUGAACAAAUGGUGAAGCUACUACAUGUAGGAGCUGCUUGUACUGUAAGCGAUCCGGAUAAGAGGAUUGACAUGAAGGAAGCAUCAAGGAGGAUAGAAGAGAUAAGUUUAAUUUGAUGGACAUGAAAUUUCCAAAAGGUGAUAGGUUAGAUCAGGAGGCCAAAAAAAAGAAGUAAGAACAUUGUGAAGCUUACACUUAGUUUCGUUAUCGGCCAGAGCUCCUAGCCCUUUGAUUCUGUUUUAUCUCAGUCAAACUCUACACAUCUAUCGAUUCAUUCUUCGCCACCUACUUGGUAGUAGGAUCAUACAUACAUACAAUAUGUAUAUAGAGAAGGUACAAAAAUGGAAGAGCACUCAAAGAUUGGUCAAAAAGUGCUAAAUGACUAAGUGGUGGAGGAAUGAGAAGGGCUUAUUUCAAACAAAUGUUACAUUACUCUUUCAACUUAGAGGAAAAAAGAAGACAGAUAAAGUGGAGUUGAGGUUCAUUUGCCAUUUUCUUUGGUGAAUGCAGAGAUAUGUGGCCAAACAAAAGGAGUUCACUUUAUAUUUAUGCAUGAAAUUGCCUUGAUUUUGCAUGUUCAUCUAUUAAGCAAUAGCUUAUUCAUUUAAGUAAUAAGUUCUUCUUCUAAUAGUACAUCUUCUGGUUUAUUGUAUAGUAUGGUUUUCUUUUAGUUAAAAAUGAGACUUAGAUCUCAGGCUUAGAUAAGAAGAUCUUAUCCAAACUUGCAGCAACAGUGUGAUUAUCUCUGCACUGAUCAAUUUCGACAUAUAUUUUGAAUAUAACCUUCCGAUUUCCCCUGCA
Molecule: messenger RNA, 2685 nt
Organism: Nicotiana attenuata
Lineage: Eukaryota; Viridiplantae; Streptophyta; Magnoliopsida; Solanales; Solanaceae
Product: pollen receptor-like kinase 3
Biological process (GO): protein phosphorylation
Molecular function (GO): ATP binding; protein kinase activity; protein binding
Source: RefSeq, a predicted model, not a curated record